UCCAUUCUAUGCCUCAGAUAAAUGGAGGAUAAGAUGGGUUGGAUUACUAUUUGAAUAUCUGGCUUUCAUACUCAUUUUUUCACAACAACAUCGCAUUCAUUACGGACUUAAUCUUAUGGAUUAGUAAAUGGAUGUGUUAAUUUCAAACGUACACCGCCCGAUAGUAAUCUGGAUCUUUGAUAAAUAUACAUGUUAAUCAACUGAUUUAUGAAUGUUUUAAUUAUUAAUGAGGAUAUUCUGUUCAAUAACAUAUAUACGAUACUUCACUUGGCUAUCGGUAAUUGAGGACAUCACAUGACCAAACAGCCAUGAUCGGAGUCAGCGAAAAAGAGCAAGGAUCAUUUUUAUUAAAAUUUGUGAUGAAGACGUCUAAAUAUUACCUAAUCCUGCUCAUUUUUCUGUGGCGUUUGACAAAUUGCUGCCAUCUCGAGACAUUUUACGCCCUAUCCGGAAAUGUUGUCGUCGACGCUUCGUAUCUUACCAUUUCCACGAACAGUCUGCUCUUGUGUGGCAGGAGGUGCAAACUUCAGAGGAAAUGUUUGUCCUUCAACUUUGACACCAAGGACAAGAAAUGCUACCUUAACUACAAAAGUCACAUGACUCCUGGCGUUCUUCUUGAUGAAAAUCUAAAUCACAUUCGAUCUUUCGAUGUCAGUGUUUGGAGUGAAGAAGUCCUUUACACCGGAAGCUGCAGCAACCACAGCUGUAGACAUGAUCUUGUCUGUAGUGAAGGAGGAAGCGAUCCCACAAUGCCCUACACGUGUACACGUGACACACAAUGUCAGGUGAAUGAUGGGUGUUCCGGCUGUAUACAGGGAAGUGGGAAUACGAUACAAGCGAACGUCCCGGAUUACACACCUAUUGGUUGUUACCAUGCUGCUGGCAGUAACACGGGGUUUACGAGCUUUGUUAAUCUCAGAGGUGGAAUUAACUGGGAGGACAUCGAAUCCGUGAUCCGAGAGUGCGCUCUGGAAACCAGAAGUAGACGAUUAGCAUUCUUUGGUAUAGAGUUUUAUGGAGAGUGCUACAUGAGAGAUGACACACUAGAGGCGUCUUACGCACCAGUGUCCUCGGGCUUGUGCUCGGAAAAGUGUGCUUUCGGAGUCGGUGCUGCCGAUAUUAUUUUCCUUUAUCAGAUCAUUUAGAAUACCGUAAUUUUGAUGAUUAAUUUUCUGGACUGUGUCAGAAACAUUUUCUGCCCCAGAAAAUGGAAAACGUUUUCUAAAGUUAGGAAGUGCCAAUUUUUGCUAUUAGUAAAUUGUUUAGGAUAGC
Ostrea edulis (European flat oyster) is the source of this 1272-nucleotide messenger RNA. RefSeq lists its product as uncharacterized. The coding region runs from base 309 to 1145 and encodes 278 amino acids. NCBI's taxonomy places the organism in Eukaryota, Metazoa, Mollusca, Bivalvia, Ostreida, Ostreidae. The transcript is spliced from 3 exons. The record is from RefSeq and is a predicted model, not a curated record.